UUUCAAUCUUUGCUCAACAAAAGAGUCCAUCAAGAAGUUUAUUAAAACUUUCUUAAGAAUAUUUUAAAUUAGAGAUCAAAAAAAAAGGUGUACAAAAAAUGACAGGAAACACUUUAGCUUACGUGAUAGCUGUUAAAGGAACAGUGAACAGUUCCUAUGAAGAAAGAAAAACAUUAAAAGAAGUUGUUUGUGAUGAUUUAAAGAGAAAAGGCAGUGGUCAUGCUUGGUUGUGGCUUCUAUUCGCCCUUUGCUUCAUCGGCACGUCAUCAUUUUACUCUCAACUAUUCUUUGACUUGUCAGCACUUGAGGAACCAGCCGACUACUUCUGCCUCCCAAAAGAACUCAAAAACACAAACUGGACAAUCGAUGAGAUUCGUGAAGUGUCAAAAUAUAGCAACUCCACACAAAGCUGCAUGGCUUUAAAAUUGGAUUACAAAUUUAUUUCUAAAUUAUCAUUUGGAGAAGCAUUGGACCUUGUUAAUAAUUUGGAUGAAUUAGACGGUGGAAUGUGCUCGGAAAUUGGUGGUGUCAUUUAUGUUGUUAAAGGUGCUGAAGAGAGCUAUGCUGAUGAUAUGAGCUUACUGUGUCGAGAUGAUGUGUCGAGCAUAUAUACUGCAUUUUAUAGAGGGUGCAUUUUAGGUGGCGUUAUUUUUGGUGUACUUGGUGACAGAUUCGGCCGCAAACUAUCAUUCAACAUCGCAUUAUUUCCAUACAUAAUUGCAUCAUUCGUACCCACUUACUUCCAAACAGAAACAGUUUACAUGUGGUCAAGGUUUACCGUUGGAUUAUGUGGAUAUGGCAUCAUUAACUUGUUAUUUGUAAUUCUGAUAGAAAAUUCUCAAAGAAAAUUCCGUGAAAUUUUUGCAAUUAUGAUCAAUUUGUCAGUCGUCUUUGGUAUGAUGUGGCAAUACACAGCAUCGUCGGUAGCAGAUGAGAAUAUUAAAGUUAAUCAAAUUUUAUUGGCCAUCAGCACAGCAGUUUUGGUGAUUUUUAUUAAGUAUCUCGUUGACUCACCAAAACAUUUAAUAUGUAAGAAACAGUACGAAGAAGCUUUCAGUGAGUUGAAUGGAGAAAAACCAGUUGCAUCUGAUUUUGCACCAGAAGAUGAGCCAAGGACAAGCUCAGAUGAUGAAUUUUCAUUGACCAAAUCUGUCAAAAGCCUCAAACUCGUUCAAUUCUUCUGCUCAACAAACUACUGGCACUUGUCAUGGCUUUCAAUGACAAUUUUCUGUUUCUGGUUCUUCGCCUUCAACUUCUGUGACAUGAAAGUUGUGUAUCAAGAUUUCGACAGUCACAUCAAAAUGUCCACAGUCUAUGAUACAUUCGGAUAUAUUGCCACAGCCUUCCUCGUCUAUUGGCUACCUAGAAAGUUCCUACACAUCUCAUUAGUCGUCCUUUUAGGAUCAUGUUUGAUUCUCGGUGCUGCACUUCCUUCAGAGGAACUUCCAUUCUAUCAAUACUUACUGACAAUGUGCCGAUGCUUUGGGAAUCCAGCAAUAGCAUUAUUUUGUCUUCAUAUAGCUGAAAUGUUUCCAACAGAAAUUAGAAGCACUGCUGUUGGUGUAAUUGGAUCUGCUGGAUAUCUUACUGGAUAUUAUGCUUCAAGUAUUGUUGAUUACUAUCACGCAUCAGCAGAUGCUUAUAGCCUUCCUCAAUUCACAACGAUGCUUGGACUUGUCAGCAUCUUAGCCAGCAUUCUAAUAUACUUGCUCCCAGAAACAAAGAAUGAUGAGUUGAAGGACUUUGUGACUGAAAAGCUCAAUAAUCAACAACAAGAAGAUUCAAACGUUAACGUGAAAAACAUAAAAGAAGUCUCGACCUCGUCUGUAUUAUUUUUAAUCCUCACUGUGCUAUGUUUCUCUAUUUUAUGCACCAAUUUUAGUUGGUUCAACUAAUGAAAAAAAUUGAGGAUAGAAGAUUGAUAUUUUGGAAAUAAAAAGCAUCUCUAAUUUUAAAAAAAUCUA
Molecule: messenger RNA, 1964 nt
Organism: Chironomus riparius
Lineage: Eukaryota; Metazoa; Arthropoda; Insecta; Diptera; Chironomidae
Source: the annotation of a GenBank genome assembly